AUGCCCCCAGUGACGGGCCGCCCCAUCGGCAGGCCCCCCGGCCAGUACCCCGUCAUCCACCGCACCCGCAGCUGGCGUGGCAUCAUGCAGGUGCGCUUCAACGACACACGCGCGGACCGCAACAGGUUACUCAAGCACGCGGUGCUGUGGUCCCCGCUGAGGGUCUUCGGGCUCUGCUUCCUCACAACAACAGCGAUGUACUUCACUUUAGGACACGAUCGUUUCAUGCACACAAUUUUUGGCUAUGAAUCGGAGAUGCACUAUGAGGCUCGCGUAAAUCCCGACGCUAGCAUCAUGUUUGGUGAGACCCUGCUUGGAAAGGAUCGCAGCUGGAGUUCGCCCGUGCGUGAUUUAGAGAAGCCACUGCACCCGAAACGGGAGUUCGACGUUCUGCGGGACCCCAAGUCUACUUAG
Molecule: messenger RNA, 414 nt
Organism: Trypanosoma grayi
Lineage: Eukaryota; Euglenozoa; Kinetoplastea; Trypanosomatida; Trypanosomatidae
Exons: 1
Coding region: 1-414 (137 amino acids)
Source: RefSeq, a predicted model, not a curated record